AUGAGUGAGCAAGAGAGGGAGACGGAAGAGGAUGAGGGAGAGGAUGCCUCAGACACAGCACCCAUGCUACCUCGAAGGCCUACAGACUACCACACGUCAGUCCUGACAUGCCCAGGGUGGCUGGGAUUGGCCACUCAAGGCCUCAGGACCCUGCUGCUGUCUGGCCGAGCCCUGGCUGAAUUCCUCUUCUAUCUGCUGCUGCCUGGAGUAGUCUUCCUGUUGGUCCUGCUGCCCGCAGCCACCAUCGUCUACCUGGGAUUCCUGUGCCACUCGAGGGUGCAUCCAGCGCCGGGCCCGCGGUGCCGAGCGCUGCUCUCGGACCGCAGCUCAGCGGCGCUCAUCGUGCUCGGCUUCCUCUCGCUGCCGCCGCUUUUGGUGCUGGCCUCGGCCGCCCGCGCCCGCCUGGUGCGGCGACUGCGCCCCCUGCUGACUCCUCCCGCGAGCACGCCGGGAGCCCGCCGGCCCCGGGGGUCCAGCGAAGGGAGCCGCCUCUCAGACGAGGAAGAACAGCUCUGUGCCUGGGUGUGACUCGUCAGAGGCUGCCAAAUGCCGCUAGCCACCCGAAAUCCCCCCAAGGCCCCCAUGAAGUGGGACCAGGGGACACAUGCUCCUGGAGU
Jaculus jaculus (lesser Egyptian jerboa) is the source of this 617-nucleotide messenger RNA. It is a transcript of the gene Tmem278, whose product is annotated as transmembrane protein 88B. The coding region runs from base 1 to 528 and encodes 175 amino acids. The record is from RefSeq and is a predicted model, not a curated record. Gene Ontology annotation, cellular component: plasma membrane. Lineage: Eukaryota; Metazoa; Chordata; Mammalia; Rodentia; Dipodidae. Gene Ontology annotation, molecular function: PDZ domain binding. The transcript is spliced from 2 exons. Gene Ontology annotation, biological process: negative regulation of canonical Wnt signaling pathway.